UAUCAAUUGAAGGAGAAGACCAAGACCAGACCUCUUCUCCUGCCGCCACCGCCGUCGCUCUCUUGCAGCCGUUGCCGCCGUCCUGCAACUUCUUCUUCUUAUUUCUUCUUCGCCCCUUCUUCUUCUCCACUGCCUGCAACGGAAAUCGGCGGCUUCAACAGCGUCUUCAAUGGAUGUGCCUCCGCUCCAUCUGUCAUCCACGAUGGAGUGUUGCAGGUACCGAAUCCUCUCUCUUUGGUGGACAAUGACUCCGAUAUGGAGCCGCCAGUGCCGGAUCUCAAACCUAUAUACUGCUGCUAAGGGUGCAGUGACGGUUUCAGAUCUGUGGUGAAGUUCCUAGCGGCGAUUGCGCAGCGCUGGGUUGGGGUGUUAUGUGCUGGGGUGCGGUGGCCGAUCGGAGUGGUUACUGUGGGGGCGGAGAUGGUUCAUUGGCGAGGCGGGGGCAGAGUACUGGACAGGGAUUGUGCACGGCUGGGGUGUGGUGGGGCUGGGGCUGGGUGCGGUGAGGCUGGGGUGUGGUGAGGCUGGGGUGUGGCGGCAGCCUGGUCGGCUAGGGUGGUUGGUUUGAGGUGGUUUAGUGGAAGGGGCGGAUAACGAUAGUCACUGACCGAGGAAGGAGGCGGCGGCAACAGUCACUGGAUAUGGGUGGUGGCGGCAGUCACUGCCGGGGGCGGUGGCGGCAGUCACUGCCGAGAGUUGUGGUAGUUGCAGCUGUCACUGGACGGGGCUGGUGGCGACUAUAAUUCCGGUCACUAUGUUUCCGUGAUCUAAUUCCGGUCACUAUAAUUUCAGAUGUAAUUCCGGUCACUAUAAUUUCAAAUGUAAUGGCAAUGACUAUAAUUCCAGUCACUACAACAUAAUGCACCAUACUUGUCAACCGUAAGCAAUCCCACGUACAGAUGGUCAUAUAAUUG
Molecule: messenger RNA, 914 nt
Organism: Cuscuta epithymum
Lineage: Eukaryota; Viridiplantae; Streptophyta; Magnoliopsida; Solanales; Convolvulaceae
Source: the annotation of a GenBank genome assembly